AGCUUUGGAGAAAAAUUAAAGACAACGUAAGCUGUGAACCAAGAUGGAUGCUUUAAUUUGCCGGAUUUGCCGCAAAUAAAUUCUUUCUUAAAUUCAGAGUCCUUCGAUAAAUUAAAACUCCCUUUUUUUCUCCUGAUCCAAGAAUAAUCUUAUAUACCUUGUUUUUUUUUUUUUUAAUAAACAGAGACAGGUACAGAGAGAAUAAGCUGAGAAUUCUUGAAUGCCAGGUCAGGUUGGUUGAUUGUUGAAGGUUGAAGCUGAGAGCAAUUUUUUGGCUAAUCUGGAAUCAAGAUUCAAUUUUUAGAAGUUUUUGGCAUGUGGGUCAUUGUCAUACAGCGGAGACAUCCAAAUUUUAGUUUUAGAUUAAGAUAUCUCAUGUCAAACAUGUCCACUUGAGAGCUUAGAUGAAGUUCUUCUUCCAUCUUUUUUUCUUGUCUGGUUUGUGGGUCAUUUUCAUGAGUGGAUUUUAGUUAGUAUAUAUCUUGAGUUUCACGAUCUACGCAAUUGAUGUUUUAUGAAAAGAGCUAGCUUAAUGUGGAAAGCCAUGGCCUUGGCUUCUUCACCGAAAGAGAGUAAUCCCACAAUGGCUGCGUUUCCACGGUCCCUUUCAUCAAUGGCAGCAUCAAUUGGAGGCCUUGCAGUAUUCUUGGUUAUUGCUUCUUUGCUUUUGGUUUCAUACCCUAUAGGUUCCACGGUUAGUGGAUACUUUUAUGGGAUGGAUAGCACCGGACAAGUAGAUUUACCCAUUUUUGAAGACAAUCAAAGCUCCAUUGAUCGGGGCCAUGAUAAUGAUGUAGAUGUGGUUGACAAGGAUUCUUCAUCUGGGUCUGACUUAAAAGUGCUCAUUAGUUUAGGCGGUGUUAAUAAUAACAGUGUGAAUGUCAGUGAUAGUAAACCCGGGUCUGAUUUGCAAGAAUCCACUACUGGUGCAAGAAAAGAAGAAGAGUCCAGUUUCAAGGAUGGUUCAGUUGCUUUAAGUUUCAAAGAGAAUGAUGUAGAUAAAGGAUCGGAAGAGAGAAGCUCAGAUGCUGCUUCUGCAGAUUCUAAAUCAGGGGCUAAGUCAGAUGUAUCUGCUGUGCCUAGUAAUGCAUCCAAGACUGGUUCUGAUGAUCCAGGCUGUGAUUUGUACCGUGGAAGUUGGUUUUACGAUUCUCUAGGACCAUUAUACACAAACAACACAUGCCCUGUCUUAACACAGAUGCAGAACUGCCAGGGAAAUGGAAGGCCAGACAAGGAAUAUGAGAAUUGGCGGUGGAAACCUUCCCAGUGUAACCUCCCACGAUUUGAUGCCAAGAAGUUUCUGGAAUUGAUGAGAGGGAAAACAAUAGCUUUCAUUGGUGACUCUGUUGCUCGAAACCAGAUGGAAUCGAUGCUGUGCCUUCUCUGGCAGGUAGAGGCUCCCAAAAACCAAGGGAAUAAAAAAAUGCAACGAUAUUUCUUUAGGUCGACAUCUACCAUGGUUGUCCGGAUAUGGUCCUCUUGGCUUGUUCACCAAACAUCAGAACCCAUUGAUUUUGCUCCAGAGGGUGUUGUUAAACUCCACCUUGAUGCCCCGGAUGAGCAUUUCAUGGAAUUCAUCCCCAGUUUUGAUGUGAUUGUCCUCUCUUCAGGUCACUGGUUUGCCAAGCAGUCAGUCUAUGUCCUCAACAAUGAAAUUGUGGGAGGACAGUUGUGGUGGCCAGACAAGUCUCGUCCAAUGAAGAUUAACAAUAUUGAAGCAUUUGGGAUAUCUGUUGAGACAAUUCUCACAUCUAUUGCCACACAUCCAAAUUACACUGGGCUAACCAUUCUGCGCUCCUAUUCACCUGACCAUUACGAGGGUGGGGCCUGGAACACUGGUGGAUCAUGCACCGGGAAGGAAAAGCCCCUUGCACCAGGUGAAUUAGUGGAAAAUAGCUUUACUGACAUAAUGCACAAGAAACAGAUAGCAGGUUUUGAUCGUGCAAUUAAGAAGGCGACCGAUAAAUCAAAGUUGAAGUUGAUGGAUAUCACCGAGGCCUUUGGCUAUCGUCAUGAUGGACAUCCAGGUCCAUACCGAAGCCUUGACCCUAAUAAACUCACAAAACGUGGUCCAGAUGGAAAGCCACCUCCGCAGGAUUGCUUACACUGGUGCAUGCCGGGUCCAGUUGAUACCUGGAACGAACUUGUGCUCGAAAUCAUUAGAAGAGAAUUUUCGUCCAGCCAAAGCUCUUCAGUAUGAGCUAGUUAUGUUUUCAUGUCUAUGCCGCCUGCAGACGUGCACUUUUUGCAAUGGUCACUAAGAAGCCUACACACCAAUACUUUGUAAUCGAAAAGGUAACUUAUUCAAAUGAGACUUAAUUUAUUGUAGAGUCAGGGUAACCUAGUCCUUUGGUUUUCAUUUUUUUUAUUUUGGGGUAAAAAAAAUAUUUUCGAGGUGUUAUCCAUUACUACAACUGACGGAGGAUUGGCUUGGUAGUUGUUGCAUGUUAAGGCCUCCAUUCUUUUUUGAAAAAUAAGCAAGAUCACCUUAAUCUACUUGUAGAGAAAUUGAGAGCUAUUUGUUUAACAGUGUCAUGAUAAAUAAAAUAAGUCAAAUAUCAUUGUUUCUUAUUCUA
Populus euphratica (Euphrates poplar) is the source of this 2576-nucleotide messenger RNA. RefSeq names its product protein trichome birefringence-like 18. Gene Ontology annotation, molecular function: O-acetyltransferase activity. Bases 515 to 2200 code for a protein of 561 amino acids. Gene Ontology annotation, cellular component: Golgi apparatus. The transcript is spliced from 4 exons. The record is from RefSeq and is a predicted model, not a curated record. Lineage: Eukaryota; Viridiplantae; Streptophyta; Magnoliopsida; Malpighiales; Salicaceae.